UAUUAUUUAAUUUCACAAACCUACCAACCCCUAUUGACUCCAGUGAUAUGGCUCUCACCAAGGAGAAGACCAAGGCCAAGGCGCCGCCGGCCAGCGCAAAGAAGGAUGGCAACAAGACGACAGCCGAGUCGAGCUCAGCGCCGACGGCAUCGACCUCUGCAGCCAAGCAAGGGCAAAGCGCCGGGCUCGCGGCACAGCACGGGCAAGGCGCCGGCGAUAAUCCCGCCGAUGGCGUUUGUGCCGCCGCAUUCUGAUAACGAGCACUCGCUGACGCGGCUGAUCGAGCUGUACGGCGAGCAGUCAGAUCUGCUGAGGAUUGUGCUGUCGGCCAAGAGCGAGCAGGACAGGGCGCGGGCCGAGUACGAGCGGCGUGUGCAGGAGGAGCUGCGAUACGAGACGCGGCGGCUGGAGUUUGAGAUGAUGCUGCACCACAACUACUUUAAACAGCAGGACCGUGAGCACGAAGAGAAGCGGCACCUACUGAUGCCAACGCCCAAGGGCCCGAUGACAGCGCACCGCAGCGAUGUGGUGCUGCACUCGCCACUGCCGCCGUCGCACCCGCUCCAGCAGCAGCAACAACAACAGCAGCAUAGCAUUGCAUACCACCCAGAAGCGCCCAUGGUGCCGGUGGGGUACGGCGUGGCAACGCCCUCGCAUGACCCGUACAACAUGCGGUCGUACCACCACCCAGACACGCCGGGCGGCCUGGACGCGCACAUGUCGGCGAAUCCGUUUGCAUUCUUCAAGCAGCCGCUCGGCCCGCCGAUCCACCACCCAUCGGCAUACCCGACGCCGACGGCCGAGCACCACAUGCAGCAGCAACAGCUGCCGCCAACGCCAUCGCACGACUCGCUGGCGAGCCGACCGCUGGCGCCGGGGGCCACAGCAAGCGCACGGCUGGGGAUCAAGGACCGGCGGGCAGUGCCGCCGGCAGUCAGCGGGCUGUCGGUGCGGAUCUCGGCCAGCAACGGGGUGUCGUCGGACUCGCCGCGCUCGGCGCCGGUGGACGGGCCGAACCCGCUGAAGCGCAAGAUCUCGCACGACGAGGUCAUCAUGGCGCUGCGGCGCAAAGUCAUGAGCAAGGGCAACCCGCUGUACCAGCACCGGCCUGGACAGCAGCAGAAGCGCGGAGCUGGCUCGUUUGCGAAGCCGCAGGUGCCGGAGCCGGCCAAGGCGAAGGCGAAGGACGCCGAGUCGAGCCAGCCGGCGCGCGGCUCGGCGCUGGCCAUCUCGACAGAUGUGUCGGCGGCGGCAGCGCUGGGGUCGUCGUCGUCGUCGGAUGAGGAGUCUGACGAUGAGGCCGAUGCAGACGAUGAGGGCGCGGCGGCGUCGAACGAGCAGUCGCCGGAUGCGGUGAAAAAGCCUGCGGAGAGGGCUGCAGAGAAGGCUGCAGAGAAGGCCGCUACAAAGAAUGCCGCUGUCAAGGCACACACCCGGCUGCCGUCCAUCUCGGUAAUCACAGAGGGCGUGGAGGCAGCCGCGGGCAACGGGCAGAAGGAGGACUAAGAGUGCUGUGGGUUUAGACCAAUCCCUCUCCCCUUUUUACUACUCCUUUCAAAGACAAAAAUUCGUAAUCACACAGUAGCAUCUGACCGCACCAGGAAAAUUGGCCCGAACCGGUCCGCAGACCGG
Molecule: messenger RNA, 1632 nt
Organism: Linderina pennispora
Lineage: Eukaryota; Fungi; Kickxellomycota; Kickxellomycetes; Kickxellales; Kickxellaceae
Exons: 3
Coding region: 106-1506 (466 amino acids)
Source: RefSeq, a predicted model, not a curated record